Messenger RNA from Cyphellophora europaea CBS 101466, 1287 nucleotides. RefSeq lists its product as uncharacterized. The transcript has a single exon. The record is from RefSeq and is a predicted model, not a curated record. Gene Ontology annotation, cellular component: nucleoplasm; nucleolus. Gene Ontology annotation, molecular function: protein binding. The coding region runs from base 1 to 1287 and encodes 428 amino acids. Lineage: Eukaryota; Fungi; Ascomycota; Eurotiomycetes; Chaetothyriales; Cyphellophoraceae.
AUGAGUGUCACCGGUGGCGACACUCUGUCGCCUGCGCUUCUGUCGCUCGUCAAUUCCUUCUUGAAUCAGCAUGGUUUUGAAUCUACGUCCAAAGCCUUUGCGAAGGAACUCAAAAAGAAAGGUCUGAGCGCGGAAGCCGAUCCACACGCGGAAGGCCCGAAGACCACACUGGAACAACUAUAUUCGGGAUGGAACACAAAACCUUCAAGCGCAAGCGGCUCUAAGAGCUCGUCCAUUUCAAGUUCGUCUAGCUCAAGCAGCAGCAGCGAAGCCAGCGACGACGAAGCCACAAGCUCGUCCAGCAGUUCAUCUAGUAGCUCGUCAUCUUCCAGCUCCGAAUCAGAAUCCGAUAGCAGCAGUAAGCGGAAACCGAAGACGAGAGCGGUCAAGCUACGACAGAAGAAAAGCAGUUCUGCGUCAAGUUCUUCCUCCAGCUCUUCCUCCAGCUCUUCCUCCAGCUCCUCAUCCUCAUCUUCAUCCUCCGACAGCGACGCGGACGAUGAGCAAGAAAAGCCUGCGAAGGUCAAGAAAGUCGUCAAAAAGGUUGUUGCGGAAGUUCCUGUCGCGGCGAAUCCUUUGAAACGCAAACAGCCUGAAAGCUCAUCUGAUUCCUCAGCAUCCGACUCAGAAGCGUCAUCAAGCGUAGACCCUCCAUCCAAGAAAGCGAAGACGACCAAAGACAAAGCAUCAUCUGUUUCUGAAUCAUCUGCAUCAGAGUCCGAUUCACAGUCAAGGGACGACAAAACUGCGACCCUGAAGGAAGCAGCCGCCACUAAAUUGCCCCCAAGCUCAGACUCCGACUCUAGUUCUCAAGAAACGGACUCCAGCUCAAGUUCAGGCUCGGAUAGUGAGGCGGACCACCAAACGCCGGUGGUGAAUGGAGCGUCAACCAAACCGUCAAAGGCAGCGCAGCUGAUCUUAGCCGACUCGAAGGGUCGAUCCGGCUCAUCGUCAUCCGGAACCGUCGUUGGCGAUGACAGAACCUCCCCAGAAACGGUGGAGCAGCCCAGCAUGCACCCCGCGAGACAGCAGCUCAUGAACGGCGACAAGAAGAGGCACGAAGGCGCCCGACCAACGCGACUGGCGCAGAUGUCAGCACAGGCGAAGGGAGAUGAGCACCUCAGCAACGCCUACAUUAGUUACGACUACGCGGACCGAGCAUACAAAGAUCUGUCGGUCACCAGAGGCAAGGGCUUUACCAAGGAGAAGAACAAAAAGAAGCGAGGGAGCUAUCGAGGAGGCAUGAUUGACAUCAGUGGGGGCAAGGCGUUCAAGUUCGACGAUUGA